AUGGGGCUUAAACAUAUGGGCAUUGCCUCCAUGAUUCUACUAAAUGCCAUAUUCACUUCCUUUUACAUGGAUGUAUUUAUGAGGCAGCAUAUGCUGAGUGUUGAGCAAAAUGGUGCCCGCGCUGUUAGCAAGAGAAAUCGGCAGAUCUUCUGGCAAUUGGGGUUGGGCCAGCUAAUAUAUGCCUUUUGGAGGGGCACACGGGAUGUUUUUUUUGAUUGGCGUGGGAAUUUUUGUUUCUCUGCUUUUGCCUAUUUAAAAUUUUGGCGAUUGUCACGCGUUGGUCCUACCUGGGCCGUAUCAUUUGUGCUGCUCUGGUUACCAAUGCUUGUAACGUUUCUGUCUAGUGCGGUGCAGUUUACUCUAUGGAUGGCUCUAUACGAGCAUCUUUUGGUAUGCUGCGAGUCAGCACUGCGCACAUUGCCAAAGGGGGAGUUGGGACAGAAUGAUCGCGGUUUUGUCGCGUACCACAUAUUGAGUGGCGUGGGUGUGGGGACGGCGUAUUACCUGAGCGAGUUGGGAGGAAUGGAGCAGGAAGAGUUGUAUGCAUUUCGUUUAUUCACAACGAUAUGCGGGCUUCUUGCGGCACUGCUACUUUAUGCCUGUGGCCGCCAGCAGCGCAAAACGCUGAAAGGGCACGAGGGCGUGGAAGAAGGCAGCGCAGUGAAUUCCGAAGAGUUUGCCCGGUUUGCACAACAGACCAUGAAUCGGUGCAGCAUGAAAGCAACGAUGUUUUUGUGGGCGCUACAGGGUUAUAGUUCUAUCUUUUCUACAGCAUUCUUUAACAUUUUUUUGGACAUGAGUAGUAGCACGGUUUCUGUCUCUGUGCGGAUCCUUUUUUUGCUUUUUACUUAUGCAGCGCCACAUGCAGUUGUUGCCGUUGCCGUUUUAUUUUACAAGCUGGUGGGAAAGAAGAGUGUUGUCAGUGGUGUUCUGGCCACGAGAGCCGUUGUGGGCGUCCUUUUUCUCGCAGUUGCUGCGCAAGAGGCACAAUGUUUUUUUCAUUUUAUGAAUGCCAAUUUUUCUUCGAGCAUCUUUUUAUUGCUGCUCUUUUUGAACCGUGUGCUGACAGACGCAAUGGGGUACUUGCAAGAGUCUAUCCUUUCUGACCUUGUGGAUGAGGAUACGGUCAUAUUCUCUCGUACGAAUCCAACGACAGAGAUGACACGGCGUCUGUUGGCAAUGGUGUCGAAGCCGUCGGGGUAUGUAGCAUUGGCGGCGACAUCUCUCAUUUUUGCGUACAUGGGCUGUAGUCAUUCAAGUCGCCUUGAGGAGACUCCCGGUGCUGCGGUACUUGCUGGUGGGACGGCACUGUUGACAUCGCUGCUGACGUUAUGCGCAUGGCAGCGCUAUUACAAUCUCGAGGGGAACCAUCUGCAGUUUGUGCGGAUGGCCUUACGUAGGCGCACCGACAAAGAUGCACGAUUGGUGUGA
This is a messenger RNA of Trypanosoma cruzi, 1431 nucleotides long. RefSeq lists its product as uncharacterized. The transcript has a single exon. Bases 1 to 1431 code for a protein of 476 amino acids. Lineage: Eukaryota; Euglenozoa; Kinetoplastea; Trypanosomatida; Trypanosomatidae. The record is from RefSeq and is a predicted model, not a curated record.